Molecule: messenger RNA, 945 nt
Organism: Peromyscus californicus insignis
Lineage: Eukaryota; Metazoa; Chordata; Mammalia; Rodentia; Cricetidae
Product: cytosolic 5'-nucleotidase 3A-like
Cellular component (GO): cytoplasm
Molecular function (GO): magnesium ion binding; 5'-nucleotidase activity
Source: RefSeq, a predicted model, not a curated record
GCGGUGGCGAGCACCAGCGUGUGCACGGUGGUGGCGGGCAUGGUGCUGGCCCAGUACAUAUUCACCUUGAAGAGAAACACGAGCCACAAGACCAAGAUCAUUGAGAUGAUGCCAGAAUUCCAGAAUAGCUCAGUUCGCAUCAAGAACCCUACAAGAGUAGAAGAAAUUAUCUGUGGUCUCAUUAAAGGAGGAGCUGCCAAACUCCAGAUAAUAAUAGACUUUGAUAUGACACUAAGUAGGUUUUCUUACAAUGGAAAAAGAUGCCCAACAUAUCAUAAUAUCAUUGACAACUGUAAACUUGUUACAGACAAAUGUUGUAGAAAGUUAUUGCAGCUGAAAGAGUGGUAUUGCACUAUUGAAGUUGAUCCUUACCUCACUGUGGAAGAGAAGUUCACUUACAUGGUAGAGUGGUAUACUAAACCACAUGGUUUGCUUGUUGAACAAGGCAUACCAAAAAUCAAACUUAAAGAGAUUGUGGCAGACUCUGAUGUCAUGCUCAAGGAAGGAUAUGAGAAUUUCUUUGGUAAACUUCAACAGCACAGCAUCCCUGUGUUCAUAUUUUCGGCUGUUAUCGGUGACGUGCUUGAAGAAGUUAUACAUCAAGCUGGAGUUUAUCAUUCAAAUGUCAAAGUAGUAUCCAACUUCAUGGAUUUUGAUGAAAAUGGAGUGCUGAAAGGAUUCAAAGGAGAACUAAUUCAUGUGUUCAACAAACACGAUGGUGCCUUGAAGAAUACAGACUAUUUCAGCCAGCUGAAAAACAACAGCAACAUCAUUCUUCUGGGGGACUCCCAGGGAGACUUGAGGAUGGCAGAUGGCAUAGCCAACGUUGAACACAUUCUGAAAAUUGGAUAUCUGAAUGACAGAGUAGAUGAGCUUUUAGAAAAAUGCAUGGACUCUUAUGAUAUUGUUUUAGGAAAAGAAGAAUCACUGGAGGUCUUCAAUUGA